This is a messenger RNA of Dentiscutata erythropus, 3090 nucleotides long. The record is from the annotation of a GenBank genome assembly. Lineage: Eukaryota; Fungi; Glomeromycota; Glomeromycetes; Diversisporales; Gigasporaceae.
AUGGAGAACAUACAAGAGAUCUUAAAAGCAGCGACAGAAUAUUUGUCACUGGGAAAUGUUAAGGAUGCAUACUUUGCUUAUAUGAAUGCACUUGAAGUAGCUUCAAAAGAGUUGAAUAACAUUAAAUUUGUAAAUAAUGUCGUGGCAUCAAAACCUGUGUCAUAUUCUUCGCUCUUUACAAUAUCUCGGACGUGCUUAACAUAUGCCGAAGAUAUAAUUACCAAAAAUCAAACUGUUCCUACAUCAUCAAGAAAAAAUCCAAAUCUUAACAUAGCCAUAUAUCCUCCUACACCACAACAAGCAGAACAUCCUCUUGAUCCACAAAAUAAAGCACCUCCAAUACCUCCAAAACCAACUCGCAGGUCUGCAAGGUUGAGCGAUGGCGGGUCAUCUCAAAACUCACCAAAAAGCGAUCAACCAACUUCUCCGAUUACGAAACCACCUCUACCUCCGAAGCCUGUUCGUAGACCAAGUAUGAAAAGGCAUUCUGGUGAUAUUGAAGUUUCGGCUGAUAGUAACGAUACACAUGCUGUUUGUGAUGACGACAGUUCGGACUCCGAUGAUGAAGAUGACAGUUAUAUACGUGGACGUGGAUCUUUUCAUCGUAGAUCUGACCCAUCUUUAAACUCUUCUCAUACGUUGCAUCGGAGAAGAUCUUCGUCCCCCAGUGUUGCUGCUUCUGCUUCAAAGAGAAGAUCAACAAUAAAUGGUUCGAUAACUGACUCUCCUACAGAUGAAGAGAGUCCUUAUUCUUCUCAUUUGACUUCACCUGCUACUCCUGCGUCUUUUUACGGUUCAUUAUCUGUUCCAUCAACAUUACCAAAUUUAUUUGAACGUCCAAAAAUGAUCAAUGUUAUACCGGAAGGUGCUGUAGAUCCAAAUAACUUGGUGACGGCUACAACUCUUAUUGAAGAUAAUACUCCAAGUUCUCCUUCUUCUUCUCAAUAUGUGGAUCAUGUCCCAGAUAUUCCUUCUUCUCCUUUAUUAACUCAACAUGCUCAAUUGGAACAAAAAAUACAGACUUUGGAAUCAAAAUUAGCAGAGUAUCGUGCGAUAACGAAAAUGAGGGAAGAGGGUCAUACUGAUGAUAAAGAUCGACAAGGAUCUGAAUUGUCGGAUGAAGAAAUCAAGGAAGCUAUCGGAAAGUACAGUUCAACAGUGGCCAGUUUUAAACAAUCAAUAACGAGAUCUCGUAAACUUGUGUAUAAAGCGGCUUCCGAUCCAGAUAUCUUGGAGUUUGCCCCUCAUUUGAUAGCUUAUCAAUUAACUCUUAUAGAAUCCGCUAUCUUUUUGGAAAUUGACCCAUAUGCAUUACUUUCUCAUUCUGCUAAAAAUCCGGAUCCAAAAAUUACUGCUUCAACUGACUUUUUCAAUUAUUUGACUCGUAUUAUAGAACGUUCUAUUUUAUUACCAUCAGAAGCUUCUUUACGUGCUCAAAUAAUAAAUCAUUGGGUUAAAGUAGCUGGAAAAUUGAAUGAACUGUAUAAUUUUCAGACUUUAAAAGCGGUUUUGUCCGCGUUAGGUACUACCCCUAUUAAAAGACUAAAAAGAACUUGGGCUUGUAUUCCAAAAAAGAGUAUGGUUAAAUUGGAAGCUCUUAAUGAAAUGAUGAGUGAAGCAAGGAAUUAUGGUAAAUAUCGAGAAACGAUACAACGUGAUGGAUUCUUGAGAAAACCGACUAUACCAUUUUUAGGUACUUUUAUUAUGGAUGCUACUUACCUUCUUGCCGCUAUAAAAUGUUCUUCAAAUUCUUCUUCCAUUCCAUUGUCUAAUAACGUUCAAUCUCCUGUUGCGUCUCGUUCGGUGUCUUCUCCCACGGGGAUACAUGAUGAUUCCCGUGUUCAAGAAAUGUUACAAACUAUGCAUCGUUAUCAAAACGGUCCAAAAUAUUAUUCUUCUCCUCCUUCUUCUUAUAUAAAAGCUUCGACAAAACAUCAUUUUCGCACUUCAAGUAUAAGUGCUGCUUUGCAUAGAACUGGUGCAAAUAAAUAUUACCAUAGAAAUGAUGAUGAUGAUGAAUUGAUUGAAGAAAAGCAACAAUUGAUAACGCAUUAUUUAUUGACGCGCGUCUGGAUUCCGCAAAAGAGUGUUGAUGAAUUAAGUUCCCUACGUGAACCUCAUAAAAAUUCUUAUAGUAACAAUAGUCGAGCACCGACUACCACAUCAUGGAGUGGAACUCCAAGUGGCACAGUUUCGAAUACCAAUGGUGCUCAACGUGGAAGUACCGGAAGUACUGGUGGUGGGAGUGGUACAAGCACAAGCACUAACACGAGCAGUGGUGUAGGGAGGACGAGUUCAACCAGUGGUAGUGGUGAAUCACGACCGCAUAGCGAAGAAGUAGUGGAUACAGUUUCGAUUGCAUCAACUACUACAAAAUCAGAUAGGGCUGGGCCCAUUUCAGACAAAGAAAGUGGUAGUAUAAAGGAAAAAAGAAACAUCACUGAGAAAGUUGGAAGCUUCUUAUUUGGUUCUCGAAGUAGUUUGGAUAAAACACGAGACGAAAAGGAAAAAGAGGAAAAGAACAAAAACGGGGAUGCAGAUAUUGAUUCUUUAUAUGAUGAUUGCUCCGAAGAAAUUGUUAGAUCCCAAUCUGAACAAACUAGCAAUAAAAGAGCAAGUUGGCGUGCCAUGAGGGUUAUGUUUGGAGGGCAUGAAAGCGGUGAUUCAUUAAAGAGUCCUACCGCUAUGAUAAGAUCAUCUUCUCAUUCCAGAAGUUCAUCCAGUGGAGAAUUGAAUCAAAAGAAUCAUGCCACAGCUUUUAUAAAAGCACAUGGGCGUACAUCCUCAGUCAAUUCUAAAUCUAUUACAUCACGUAGGUCAUUAGAAGAACCACGUUCUUCUGCACCUCCCCCGUUACUUCCAAAACCAACAACUCUGAUGCAACGCAGUUCAAGUGCUUCAUCUGCAAAUAGCAUGGGUUCAAGCGCUACUGCAACAAAUAUUUCUGGGAAACGGAGUAGUAUUGGCAAUACUAUAACACUUGGAGGUGGGGAUAUUGAAGGGUUUGAAAAUAUACGAAUGGUUCUUGCAAAGAAAGUUGCAAAUGAGGUCGCAGCUGGUGGUGUAACUUUAGAAAGGAAUUGGCAGUGA